Molecule: messenger RNA, 2930 nt
Organism: Patiria miniata (bat star)
Lineage: Eukaryota; Metazoa; Echinodermata; Asteroidea; Valvatida; Asterinidae
Exons: 10
Coding region: 227-1846 (539 amino acids)
Biological process (GO): protein modification by small protein removal
Molecular function (GO): peptidase activity
Source: RefSeq, a predicted model, not a curated record
GUACGGAGACAGUUGGCAUCUAUUCGUUGUAUCGCGCAAAAUAUUAGGAACAUAGAGGGUUCAUGAUAUGGCAAAUCAUGAGUUUCGGCAUGUGUAGAAUGCGUAGAAUGUCUAGACGAGAUAGCGAUGUCAUCGGCACGAAAAUAGCUCCAGAAAGAAGAUUCGAGAGCGUGAAAUAAGCGGACUUACUUGCUGAGCUCAAUCACAAGGCAAGAACUAAGGAAAGAUGGAACAAACCCAUGCUGUGAAGUUGUACGUUUACGACUUGACGAAGGGCCUUGCCGCCCAAAUGUCCAUGCCACUUCUCGGAAAGCAUCUGGAUGGGGUUUGGCAUACAAGUGUCGUGGUCUUUGGAAGAGAGUACUUCUAUGGUGGAGGUGGAAUAGAAAGCUGCAAGCCAAGUGGCACCAUACUUGGCCAGCCAAACCAGGUGCAUGAGAUGGGCACCACUCAGGUUGACUACACAAUCUGGCUGGAGUACAUGGGGGGACUGGGCUGCGAUGAGUUCAGUGGUGAGCGCUACAAUCUGUUUGAGCACAACUGCAACACGUUCAGCAAUGAAGCCUGCCAGUUCCUGACAGGAAACAGCAUCCCAACAUUCAUUCUGAAUCUACCACACGAAGUCAUGAAUACCCCCAUAGGCGCCAUGAUGAAAGGCUUGAUAGAAUCUCUGUCCUCCAACCCUACCGGGCGAGUAGGGGGUCCUACUCAUCGACCCAUCUACGACCCAGUCCCACUCCCAAACUACCCGGAUCCACCCCCCGCAAAACCCUCGGAGGUAAAACCCGCUUCUGAAAGCACAGCCAAACCUGAACAAGCACAGAAGUCAGAACCUCAUCCCUCGACCAGUGAUGCGCAAGCCACCGCAUCAUCAGAAGCAGCUGCGACCAAUAAGGGGGCAGACUCUGGGCAUGCUCAGUCAUCGGGUGCUACCGCGGAUGUCGGGUCGCCGGUGAAGGACAGCUCAAGGGUCAACUUGUAUUACGAUUCAGACGACGAGUACAUAGACUCGUUGCGCCAGUCUGCUCCACCGGAGCCCUUGCGGUUGAAGGUCUUCAGUGGAGUAGAUGUUACAGCCUGUGUGGAAACCAUCAAGAAAGAAAUGCCGGAGGGGGUUCUGACGAGAGAGGAGAUGGAGUUACUGAUGGAACUGAAGGACUGCCUGAGGCUGGAGUUUCUUCUUGAAGAACCUCCCUCGCCAGUCAAAUCAGAGACCUUCCUUGUCAUUGGGAAGCUGCUGAAUCUUGCCAUCGGAGGAAUCCCGUCAGAGGUUCUUCAUCCCCUGGUAGACCUGCUCUCCAUGGCGUUCCUGAGCCAAGACGUCAUACACACGCUGUGUAAUAACGAAGAUCAAACCGUCAUGACGUUUGUCAGUAGCAGUGACUGCCAUCCACUGCAAAUCCAAAUAUCGGUCUUUAGAAUGCUGUGCAAUAUCUGCACUGCUUACAGCGGCAAGCACUGGUUGACUCAAGUCCGACAUUGGACCCUUGAAGAUGGCUCCCCGCAGUGCAACCGAGAUAUCGUGUCCCGAUUGGUGGUGUCGGCCAUACUGAGUGGCUCAGACGAAUUAUGCUGUGCUGCCUCGGCCCUUGUCUACAACCUGACCCGCUAUACGGUUUCUGAUGAUAAUGCAGUUGAGUUCUCCAGUGCCUUGUUGCAGUCUCUCACAUCAGAGGCCAUCUCAGAAGAAACAGCCUAUUACAGUCUGUUAGCCUUGUAUGGUCUGAUGAAAUGCGGCGAGGUCAUGUGUUUAGCAACAGUGAUGGGUCUGGACACCGCACGAUAUGCCAAGAUCUCGGACCGCCUUGGCAAGCUCUGUGCAGAUAUAGACAGCGUGAUUGGUUAGUUGGUCAAUUGUGACUUGGUAGUUAAGAUGCUACAAGACAUCAACAAACCUUGAUAUGAAUAAGUGCAGCGUUUUGGAAUCUUACCAAUCUGCGUAGACAAAUGGUAUUGAUACCUUGUACAGGUUUUUAUUGUGAGAACAACAAUUCAUAAAAAUGUGAAAUGGGAAUUCAAGAAAUGUGACACAGGAUUGAGACUUUUGAUAUAAGCCACGAAAGUUGUACGUGGAAACAAACACAAAGGAUUUUCAUAACAUAUUAAAUAGUCUUUAGCCGCAAUAUUCAUGCAUGCCUUAUGAUUAAAAAUGGUGUAUUUAUUACAAUAACUUAUGUUUAAGUAACUAGGUGAAAAAGUUUAAUGACAUUAAUUUGCUUGUACAAUAUUACAUUUCAAGGUGAUUUGGAAUCUAAAAUUGUUUUGGUAAAAAGUACAGUGUUGUGUGAGCUUACUUGACAUGUAACAAAUCAUUACAGUUUUUAAUUUGUGUGGUUUUUAAUGCAACUACUUUUAAUAUAUGUCAAUGCAAAUUGCAGCUAUUUGUAUUUGUACAUCAUUUGUGAUGAGUGGUAAAUAUGCUUUGGUUGCCACUUAAAAUUUGUUUCAAGUUGACAAUUCUGAAAUCCCUGUUUCAAUACUGGAAACUUAAGGAAGUCUAUUAAUGCAAAAGUGAAGUUGCCAACUCUAUAAUAGCAAAUUUUCCUGACCAAGUAUCCCGGUACAUUUUGCACUUAGUGUUAGACCCCUUGACACCAUCACACUUUUUUUGUGCAGUAUAACUUUAUAUAUUCAGAAUAUUUCUUAAAAUAAUAUAACUAAAAAAAUAUUAAGGGAUAUAGGUCUAUUUGUUUUUAUUUAAAUAUUGAGUGAUUAUUAUUUGGUGAAUUUUAUUUAAAAGUAACCAAUAUUUUUUAUUUCCUGAUAUGACCACGACUUUUCAACAUGAUUGUAAGGCCUGUUAAUUUUCAAAAAAGGUUUUAACAUAUCUGGUUGUGGAAUAAAAAUGUUAUCAGAGAACCCUUCUCUUUCUCAGAAAUAAUCAUAUUUUAAAAUAAAUAUGCGUACUAUUUUGUGGUGCAUUUUACAAA